CACUGGUGUUCGGGUUUCCAUAUUUUUGAUAUUCGAUAGCAAAACAGUGAACGCCAGUCCAUAUUGGUAGAAUGAAGUUUUUUGGACUUGCUGCUUUGGCGGGAGCGCUCGGUACGGCGGCAGCAGUGGCACUCCCCGGUGGAUAUGGCCAUGUGAAAGCCGGAACAGCUGUCGAGUACACUUAUCCGGCCAAGCUUCCUGAGGUCAAGUGCGGUAACCAGUUGCUGAUCGGAUGCAACCCACUCCAUAGCAUUGUUCCAUGCCACGGCCAUGUGGCUCCUGCGGCUCAUCAUUACGAAGCACCGGCCCAUCAUGAAGCUCCGGUGGAGCACCACGAGGAACCCGCGGAUCAGUACGUAGGUCUGUCGGAUCCGAUUGUGGGUGGCCGUAAAAAGCAUAAGCACCACCAUGGACACCAUGGACACCAUGGCCAUCAUGGACAUCAUGGACAUCACGGGCACCAUGGACAUCAUAGACAUAAGAAGUUCCUUCACCAUCACCAUCAUCAUCAUCAUCAUAGGCAUUAAAGAGUGAACCGGUAUAUGACUUAUCUUGUUGAGAAGGUUCACAUGAAU
Armigeres subalbatus is the source of this 575-nucleotide messenger RNA. RefSeq names its product histidine-rich glycoprotein-like. The transcript has a single exon. The record is from RefSeq and is a predicted model, not a curated record. Lineage: Eukaryota; Metazoa; Arthropoda; Insecta; Diptera; Culicidae. The coding region runs from base 72 to 527 and encodes 151 amino acids.